ACCCCAUUUCUCCUUUCUCUCAAAAAAGCUUCAAUAAAUUAGUUUAAUUUAUUUUCAUUUGUCAUUUUGUAAGAAAAAACCCAUUUCUCCCCUUGUUUCUUACACAGUUUACAAGGAUAAAUCUCUGUAAUCACAAGGAGAAAGGGAGAAACAAGGAUAACAUUAGCAAAAUAAAGACUUUUUUCUGAGAAAAAAUUGAACUUUGGAGGAUGAAUGGUCUUUUACAUGUUGAAGAAACAGAUUGCUCAGAGUUUGUUGAAGUUGAUCCAACUGGAAGAUAUGGCAGAUACAAUGAAAUCCUUGGAAAAGGAGCUUCAAAGACAGUUUAUAGAGCAUUUGAUGAGUAUGAAGGGAUUGAAGUUGCUUGGAAUCAAGUCAAACUGUAUGAUUUUCUUCAAAGCCCUGAAGAUCUUGAAAGGCUCUACAGUGAGAUUCAUCUCCUCAAGACAUUGAAACACAGGACUAUUAUGAAGUUCUAUACUUCCUGGGUUGAUACUGCCAACAGGAACAUUAACUUUGUCACCGAAAUGUUCACUUCUGGAACUUUAAGACAGUAUAGGCUAAAGCAUAAGAGAGUCAAUAUUAGGGCAGUGAAGCAUUGGUGUAGGCAGAUCUUGAGAGGUCUUCUUUACCUCCAUAGCCAUGACCCCCCAGUGAUUCAUAGAGAUCUUAAAUGUGAUAAUAUUUUUGUCAAUGGCCACCAAGGAGAAGUUAAGAUCGGGGAUCUUGGCCUCGCUGCGAUCCUCCGGAAAUCUCAUGCUGCUCACUGUGUUGGAACACCGGAGUUUAUGGCUCCCGAGGUUUACGAAGAAGCCUACAAUGAAUUAGUUGACAUUUAUUCAUUUGGAAUGUGCAUUUUAGAAAUGGUUACUUUCGAAUAUCCUUAUAGUGAAUGUACGCAUCCGGCUCAAAUCUACAAGAAAGUUAUCUCUGGUAGAAAACCGGAUGCUUUGUAUAAAGUUAAGGAUCCCGAAGUUCGACAAUUUGUUGAGAAAUGUUUGGCGACCGUGUCUUUGAGGCUUUCCGCGAGAGAGUUGUUAAAUGAUCCUUUUCUCCAGAUUGAUGAUUGCGAAUCUGAUUUGGGACAACUAGAGUAUGCUUAUGGGAGAGAAUUUGAUGGUAUGGGUCCCCUUGUUAGGCUGCCGUAUCUCCAACUUCAUCACAAUAGUAAUUCUUAUUGCAAAGGAUACUCAAACGGUUAUGGUUACGAAACACCAAAGGAAUGGGGGUAUCAUCCUGCUGAAAUUGAACCGUGUGGAAUCGAGCUCUUCGAGUAUCAGGAGGAUGAACAUGCUGCAAAUGUAGACAUAAGUAUCAAGGGGAAGAGGGGAGAUGACGGCUGUAUCUUUUUGAGACUCCGGAUUGUGGAUAAAGAAGGUCGGAUCAGAAAUAUAUAUUUCCCGUUCGAUGUUGAAACUGAUACAGCAUUGAGUGUUGCUACUGAAAUGGUAGCAGAAUUGGAUAUCACUGACCAAGAUGUUACUAAAAUAUCCGACAUGAUUGAUGGAGAAAUUGCCUCCUUAGUACCCGAGUGGAGACGAGGGCCAGGAAUCGAGGAAACGCCCCGUUUUUCAAAUCAAAACUUUUGUCACAAUUGCGCUUUGCACCGCACAUCUACGGGUUCCCUCUUAGAUUUUUUGACGCAUAAUGGAGGUGUCAAUGACUCGCGCCUUCUUCAACGUUGUAGAACCGGAUGUACUUCGAUGCAUGGCCGGUUUGAAGAGGUUACAUUUCAAGUCGAGGAAUCCGAGCAUUGCGUGACGGAUGGUGCACCGAAUGAGUCGAGCCAAUCAGACAAUUUGCAUUACCAGGAAAUAUGGGACCAGCAAGAAAGCCAUGAACAUAGCCCGGAGGGCUCUGGACACAGACAUUCAGACGAAGAGUUCGAAAAACCCGAUCACUCGUUCACCGCAAACGACGAGAAAGAAGCUAGAGAAGGAAAGAAAACAUCACUCCCUACAAGAUUUCUAAUUCAAUAUUUGGCAGGUCAUCGUUCUUUCUCCACAGCUCACUCAUAUUAUGCUGCGAUAUCUUCGACGAUUUCGAGAAUGAAGUCCUACAGGAACUGA
Messenger RNA from Hibiscus syriacus, 2069 nucleotides. Its product is annotated as probable serine/threonine-protein kinase WNK9. Gene Ontology annotation, molecular function: ATP binding; protein serine/threonine kinase activity. Lineage: Eukaryota; Viridiplantae; Streptophyta; Magnoliopsida; Malvales; Malvaceae. Gene Ontology annotation, biological process: intracellular signal transduction; protein phosphorylation. The transcript has 7 exons. The record is from RefSeq and is a predicted model, not a curated record. The coding region runs from base 210 to 2069 and encodes 619 amino acids. Gene Ontology annotation, cellular component: cytoplasm.